This is a messenger RNA of Micromonas pusilla CCMP1545, 1071 nucleotides long. RefSeq lists its product as uncharacterized. The transcript is spliced from 3 exons. The coding region runs from base 21 to 986 and encodes 321 amino acids. The record is from RefSeq and is a predicted model, not a curated record. Lineage: Eukaryota; Viridiplantae; Chlorophyta; Mamiellophyceae; Mamiellales; Mamiellaceae.
CGUCGAUCGACGCGUUCGUCAUGAGGCUGCCUCGCGCGCCCCUCGUCGCGAUCGUCCUCCUCCUCCUGCUCGCCGUCUCCGGCGCGUCGCGCGUCCACGCGGACGACUUCGACGAGGAUUUCGCGCCGCCGACGCGCACCGCGCGCGCGAACGCGAACGCGAACGCGGCGACCGCGCCGCGAUCGCGCGCGUCGGCGGGGGGGUCGAACGACGACGACACCUCCGGCGCGGCGUCCGUGGCCACGACCAAGGGCGCCGGCGGCGCCGGCCGCGGCGUCGAGGACAUCACCUUCGUCCUCGAGCACGCGCUCGCGGUGAGACCGGGCGACGUCUCGGACGAUGACUUCGCCCCGUGCGGCGUCUUCUCCGCGCGCGCGCACUUCGAGAGAUCGUCAUCCGCGGCGGCGGCGGACGACGACGUCGCCGUCGCGCGACUGACGCGGCUGCAGCUGACGCGCGAUCCCGUCGACGCGUCCUUCGCGGCGGCGUUCGCGAAACUCGUGGAGGACGACCUGCCGUACCGCGUGCGCGUCCCCGCGAACGUGCUGCACCCGCGGAAGGGCGUCGGCGUGAUGGCGUCGAUUCCCGCGCGGUGCCUCGCCGACGCGCAGCUCCAGGAAAACUUCGCGCUCCACGCGGACGAGCUCGGCAACGUCGUCGGCGUGGACUACGCGACCAUGGGCGGCGACUGCGCCCCCAAUGGAGAGAGAGAGAUCACGCCGCUGGGCGCGAACCCGGUGUUCCGAACGACCGCGGCGGUGCGGCAUCACAAGACCGCGCCGAGGUUGGACCCGAGGGCGGGGACGGACGUGCGCGGCCACGGCGGACCGGGCGCGAAGAAGGAGCGCGACGCGGAUGGCAACGUCAAGAAGAAGCCGCCGCCGUCGCCUUUCAUGGCGAAGUACUGGAUGUACGUGCUCCCCGCGAUGUUCUUGCUGAGUAACGUUUUGAACCCGCCGCCGCCGCCGAAGAACAAGGCGAGCUGAAGAAGAGUGCGAGCGAGCGAGCGAGCGAGAGAGAGAGGGCUUAUUACGUGUACACGUGUUAUAACAACAGAGUCAGUCGUCGACG